Messenger RNA from Dichotomopilus funicola, 1713 nucleotides. Its product is annotated as enhancer of polycomb-like protein 1. Bases 1 to 1713 code for a protein of 570 amino acids. Gene Ontology annotation, cellular component: piccolo histone acetyltransferase complex; NuA4 histone acetyltransferase complex. The transcript is spliced from 3 exons. The record is from RefSeq and is a predicted model, not a curated record. Lineage: Eukaryota; Fungi; Ascomycota; Sordariomycetes; Sordariales; Chaetomiaceae. Gene Ontology annotation, biological process: regulation of transcription by RNA polymerase II.
AUGGCGACUCGAAAAGUUCGGUACAAGAAACUGAGUGUUAAAACGCCCUUGGGCGUGCUCAGAGAGAAUCAGAUCGAUCGGGAAGAGUAUGAAUCACUUACAAACGAAGCCCAAAUCGCGACCGGAGUCGAACAGGCUGAGGAAAAUGAAUACCAUUUGCAGGCCGUCCUGCAAAGUGCCGGGGUUGCCGUCGAUAAGGAAAUUCCCGUGCCGCCUCCUCAGGAGAGUACCCUCAACUAUGACGAGCUUUACGCUCGUCCGUUCUCCAAAACAUCCACAUACAUUCGCUUCUCCCAGACGGUAGAAGAAUCUGUAGGGUGCAUGUAUGAUUUGACGGAGGACGAUGAGGUAUUUCUCAAGUCGUACAACCAGAAGCGGGCCGCUUCGGCCCAGCUCUCGGAGUUCGAUUUCGAGAUGAUUAUGGAGGUAUUUGAGGACACGUCUGAGUUCAAGGCCCCGUUUGCCUCGAUAGAUCAGACCAUAGUCCCGUACGAUGAUAUGCUUCGGUACCUGCAGGAUCUUGACAGGAGGACCAAGGUCAUGCCGCACGCCAAGGAAAUCUAUGAGUAUUGGAAAUCCAGGCGGCAGGCUCUGAAUAAUCAGCCCCUGCAUCCAACACUCAAGUUCGAGAAGCAUCAGGAGAGCGAUGAGGCGGAUCCCUUUGUCUGUUUCCGGCGUCGUGAAGUCCGGCAGACACGCAAGACGCGGGCGAGAGACGUCCAGAGUGCCGACAAGUUGAAGCGCUUGCGGAAGGAACUUGAGGAUGCUCGUCAGUUGGUGCUGGCUGCCCACAACCGUGAGGUUCUGAAGGCCGAGAUGUUGAAAUCAGAUCGUGCCAUCUUUGAGGUCCGGGCCCAGCUCAAGGAACAUAAGAUCCGGCUGGGUAUCAAGACAGACGAUGAAGACCUCAUCAACCAAAAGCCACAAAAGCGGAAGGCUCCCGAUGUCCCCACCGUGCAGCGGCCACCACUGCCUGCGCAACUUCGCGUAGCCGUUCGGCCAACGCACCCCGAGAACGACCUUUCCAUUUAUGCCGACCGCCAGGCUGAAAAGGAAAAUGAACUUCGUCUCGACAUUGAGAAGAAGGUCCUUAGCCAUACGGAAUGGAACCGUAACCACUUAGACCUUACUCGGGGCCCGUUAUCUCCUGCCCCUGGGCCCCGGCGUGAGCCAGGGUUCCGACCUGCCAAGACGCAGUACCUAAUGACGCCACCGACUUCUGCGGCGUCAGACUCUUUGGAGGAGCCAACGGCAAUGGACCUUGACAAGCCUGAGGAGGACGUUGAUGCAGUUUUCCACUUCCGCGGUGUGACUCAGGACCAGGAGGCGAGGAAGAACCCCCCUGCGUACCGACGUCGGAUAGGCCGCCUCGGUCGGUUGUGGAUUGACCGACGGGGGAUGGCAAGCCCACCCCAUGAUGUGGGUGCGGAGACCCGAGACCGGUGGAAGUACGAUGAGUCGUCGGAUGAGGAGGAAGAUCCGCCUAAGUAUGAGGUUGACCCCUUUGACACCAACGCCCUGAGGUUUCGUGCUUCCAUCCCGCUUCCGCCGUGGAUGACGAAUCGCGCUGCCGUCCCUACUGCCCGAGUACCACUUCCGCCUCCUCAACUGCCCCCGGCGGUGCCGCAGUUGCAACCACCGCCGCAUCCGCAACAGUCACAGCAACCCCCACCGCAGCCACCAGUACCGCCUCUGCCUCAGAACGCGACCUAA